Messenger RNA from Dothidotthia symphoricarpi CBS 119687, 1659 nucleotides. RefSeq names its product actin-like ATPase domain-containing protein. The transcript has a single exon. Gene Ontology annotation, biological process: microtubule-based movement. Bases 1 to 1659 code for a protein of 552 amino acids. NCBI's taxonomy places the organism in Eukaryota, Fungi, Ascomycota, Dothideomycetes, Pleosporales, Dothidotthiaceae. The record is from RefSeq and is a predicted model, not a curated record.
AUGUCCGCCGGCGAGCGCAAACCGCCCCCAUUACUAGGCCGCUCCAUCAGAGGCACCGCCCCGCGCCUCGCCGACCUCGCCUCGACGCCCGAGCUGCCGCGGACGCCCCUCUCGCGCUCCACGUCGUCGCAGCUGUACGGCUCACCGGGCGCCGGCUUCCGCACCGAGGACGAGUGUGUCGUCGUCGAGCUGGGCGCGCGUUUCGUGCGCGGCGGCUUCCCCGGCGAGAGCACCCCGCGGUGCACGCUGCCCUUUGGCCCCGAGCAGCAGCGCAGGGUGGGCGACUACCGCCAGUGGGAGCCCGCCCACGCCCACAGGAGACACACGCCCAGGAAGGGCGAGGCGUGGGGGCAGGAGCACGAGCUGUACCGCCUGGACCUGACGGGCCUGGACCUGGGCCUGGUCGAGGACCGCUUCGAGAGGGCCAUGCGAGAGGCCUACACAAAGUACUUCCUGCUCGACUCCAAGCCGCGCCGCGUGCUGCUCGCCCUGCCCCCGCGCAUGCCCCACGCCCUGAUGUCGACGCUGCUCGACGUCCUGUUCUCCGCCUUCCACGCCCCGACCGUCACCCUCAUGUCCAGCCCCGUCCUGUCCACCGUCGCGGCCGGCCUGCGCUCCGCCCUGGUCGUCGACAUUGGCUGGGCCGAGACGCUCGUCACCGCCGUCUGCGAGUACCGCGAGGUGCACGAGCGCCGCUCCAUCCGCGCAGGCAAGCUCCUCAGCGAGGACAUGGCCGCCCUGCUCAACGCCGAGCUGGACAACGACGCCGCCCCCGGCGCCCCGCGCGCAUCCGUCUCCUUCGAAGAGGCAGACGAAGUCCUCACCCGCGUCGCCUGGUGCAAACCCUACUCCCGCUCCAACCGCCGCACCGUCUACUUCCCCGCCCGCGAAGCCCCCGUGCUGGAAGAAUUCGAAGACGCCAUCGAAACAGCACCUCCCACCGUCACCAUCCCUUUCCCAAAACACACACCACCAACCCACCUCAAGCUCCCCUUCGCCCUCCUCGCCAAACCCGUCGACCGCGCCCUCUUCGUCCCAGACUCCCCCCUCACCGCCUUCGACGACCACGACCUGCCCCUCCACCACCUCAUCCACCGCACCCUGAUCCACCUCCCCAUCGACGUCCGCCGCCUCUGCAUGUCCCGCAUAGUAAUCACAGGCGGCGUAUCCCACCUCCCCGGCCUAAAAACCCGCAUCCUACAAGAAGUAGACGCCCUCCUACAAACCAAAGGCUGGGACCCCGUCUCAAACUACGGAAGCGCCAGCGCCCACCACGAAGAGAAACUCCGCGCCCACCUCGAAAAACGACACCGCGAAGCAGAAGUCGACGUAAACGUAAAUCCAGACCAGGCCGCCCACCUCCCCCACGACGACGCCCCCUUCGCAGAUAAACUCGCCGCCCUCGCUCUCAACCCCCCCGAGGGUGGUUCCCUCCGCGCAGUAGAGUCCCUGGGCGCGUGGGCGGGCGCGAGUCUCGUCGCCCAGCAGCGGAUAAGAGGGAUCGUUGAGGUUGAGCGUGAGCGCUUUCUUAAAGAGGGGUUGCAUGGGGCGUCGCGCGAGAGGGAGGUUUCGGUUGUGCCGCAGCGGCAGAGUGUUGGGCCGGGGGUGGCGAGGGGGGCGGGGGAGCGCGCGAGUUGGACUUUGGGUGUUUGGGCGUGA